Aplosporella prunicola CBS 121167 is the source of this 774-nucleotide messenger RNA. RefSeq lists its product as uncharacterized. The record is from RefSeq and is a predicted model, not a curated record. NCBI's taxonomy places the organism in Eukaryota, Fungi, Ascomycota, Dothideomycetes, Botryosphaeriales, Aplosporellaceae. Bases 254 to 688 code for a protein of 144 amino acids. The transcript has a single exon.
UCUGCACACCGGUGACUUCACCAGCAAACCCGCCCCACUGUUUGCGUCGAAUGACACACGCGUGGCCUGUGACGGCGUCGACGGACUCACCCCCGAAGCGAGAAGGCCUAUCCGUGGCCUAGGUCAUGCCCAUGGCAGUUUGGUAUAUGUGGCCCCAUGGCUGCAUGGCGGUUAUUGUGUCCUCCGCAAACACUCCAACGGACCACUGGACAACUCAGCCCACCGACGGUAGCGAUUGCCGCAACUAACAAACAUGCCACCCACCGCCUGUAGCACAUUGCACAUUGCACUCGGGCCUAUGGUGUGCGGGGUUUCAGAUGUUUGGCGGGGUGCUCGGCCCAAGCACCUCCUCGUGCCUCGCCUUCAACACCACCAGGUAGCUAGGUGGGUAGGAGGAGGAGAUUGCCUUUGUAGCUGCACCCUCUGGGCGCUCCUUAUAGGUAGGCAACAUUUUUUUCCCAGCCUUCAUUUUCUAUUCAACACUCCAUCCCUUGCUUUCGUGACCUAUUGUCGUCGUUGGUAUCUCGUGUGCAUUCCUGAGCGCUUGUUUGUGGACACCACAUGCCACACCAGAGACAAUCCCACACCACAUAUCCUCCCCUGCUUUCCCGUUCGCAUCCCUUCCAUCUCCAUGUCCAAUCCGAGAAUCUCUUUCUUCCCGUCAGAUCGGAGGCCGCUGUGCAGCUAGCUGGCGCGGAAUACCGUCAAUCGAGCGCGUCGACAAGCCCAAUCCCCGGAUCUAGCAGAGGCCAAAGUUUGAUGGACUAGGUCGUU